GUCAGUAAUAGAAACACACCAUGAAACAUGAAACAAAAGCUUGCUGUUGGUGUUGUUUCAUGUGUUUAGGUUGGAAAGAUGUUUGAUAUUAUUUCCACUGUGGUAGUACAAUGAAACGCCAACAUAACGAGCAGCCAAUCAGAUUGUUCUGAAAUUGUUCCCUCCCAUUUCAUAUGAUUACAUUAAGGCAGAUCAUCCUCUGAUACUGUUUAAAUUAACUGCUGUCUUACCUGAAUUAACAAGAAAAUGCUGUUUGGAUUUUAUAUCCUGCUCAUGCUCAGAGUUGGGCGAUGUGCAGACGAUCAGAUCUUUGUGACAAAGACUGUUAAUGUUGGAGAUAAUGUGACUCUGACAUGUAUCCGCCAGAAAGCUGUGUCUGCAGCAACCACCUUGUUCUGGAUCAGGCUUGUUUCUGGAAACGUACCUGAAUUCUUGGGAGGAACAUUUGCCUUUGAUCAUGAUGGUGUUAAUAAGAUUACUCACAUUACAACAAAACAAGAGCCUGGGACAUUUGUCCUGCAUAUAAAUAAAGCUAAGCUAAGCGAUGCUGGACUUUAUUACUGUAUAAAAGUAGACCGCCUUAAGAUGACAUUUUUGAACGGAACAUUUCUGAGGAUUAAAGGACCAGAACCUGAUAUCACUGCCAUCACUCAAGACUUUCCAUCUGAUUCAGUCCAUCCAGGAGACUCUGUGACUCUCCAGUGUUCAGUGCUCUCUGACUCUGAGAAUAAAAAGUGUCCAGAAGAACACAGAGUGUACUGGUUCAGAGCUGGAUCAGAUGAAUCUCAUCCCAGUUUUACUUACGCUCAUGGAAACAGCGGCGAUGAAUGUAAAAAGAGUCCUGAGAUUCGCUCUCCACAGAAAUGUUUCUACAGCUUCUCUAAGAACGUCAGCUCGUCUGAUGCUGGGACUUACUACUGUGCUGUGGCCACAUGUGGGGAGAUAUUAUUUGGAAAUGGAACAAAACUGGACAUUGAAGUUGUCAGCAGGUGGGAUUUACAGAAGGCCAACACAAUUAUCUACCUGCUGUGUGCUGCUGUGGCUAUAAGUCUGGUUGUAACAGCCUUCCUCAUAUAUUGCAUCAAGAGAAAAUCUUGUGAUUGUUGGAACGCUGCUGUUGCUCUGCAAACAAAUACUGAAACAGCCAGUGGUGGUCAACAAAGUCAGCAGAGAUAUCAGGACUCAUUGGUUUAUUCUGCACCAACCUUCACCAAGAAGAAAGCUGGCAAAGCAGGGAGAAGGAAUGCAAAAGCAGCAGAAGAAAAUUGUGUCUACAAUACUGUCAGGGUUCAGGGUUCAGAUUAAUUCACACACCAGAUUGUUUCUUAUAUUAAGUUUUUCUCUGUCAUAUUAUCUGUGAAAAUAGUGUUUAAGCUGUUCUAGCACAUGCCUUUCACCUCUGAACUCUGUAACACAAUGAUUUUUCAAUUUUGGAUAAAAGAUGUUUUGUGUAUCAUUCUGUUUUUAUCAUUAUUUCAAAAAAGAAAAUUAAUCAUCAUGCUGCAAAAAUAACAUCUAAUAGUUAAACAUUUAGAAUAGUCUUUAGUAUACCAUAUCUUUUAUAUCUUGUUUACUGUCUCAAGCUUGUGAUGACACCCAAACUGGCUUUUUAAAAGAUUCAUCUUGAAAGAGUUGGUUUGAAAUGAAUUAGCCAUGAGGAGAGUUUCCUAUUUGCCUUUUUUAUCUGAUUUGCAUUUUUAAGGUUUGAAAAUCUCAUAUGGUGCUCAUCUAGUAUCAAUUCCAUGAAACUGAUGUUUGUGUACAUGUUUUACUUUAGUUUUAAAUAAACAAAUAUGCAUCAUGAAAUUUGAAUUUUGAAAUGAAAAGCAGUUUAGAUUGUUUGUUUUUCUCAAGAACUAAAUCUUUCUCAACUUUUGAGAGCAGUCUGUCUGGAAAUCUGCUGGGUGCAACACUUUUCAGAAAACACAUUCUGACUGAUAUUCAACUUCCUCCUGUCGCUGUCUGUGCACAUUAUACUGUAACUUUAAAGCGAGCUAAGCUACAGACCUCUGCAGAAAGUUGGGGAGCAGUGUAAAGGUCCUGCUCUGCCUAUAGAGAGGGGUGUUGCUGGGUGUGAUAAUCUGAUCUAACAUCGUAGUACACACUCCUGUGUGUUCUCUCUCCUCAUUUUAUUCCUUCUUUUCACUUUCUGUGUGGAGAAAUCCAGCGCUGCAUAAUUCACUGCUGUUGUUUCACCAUCCUGCAAAAAAUAUAAUAUUUGUGUUUUUAUAAAAAACUUAGAGAUUACGACUGUAACAUCAUUAACUAAACAAUGAAGUUACUUUCUUAGAUGGCUUAUUUAAUAAAUGUCAUUAGCCUAAACGUGAAAUGUGUUAUUGAUUAUUCAUUCCUCUGUCAUGAAAGUAGCAGAUGUGUUAUAUUAUUG
Molecule: messenger RNA, 2386 nt
Organism: Thunnus maccoyii (southern bluefin tuna)
Lineage: Eukaryota; Metazoa; Chordata; Actinopteri; Scombriformes; Scombridae
Product: signal-regulatory protein beta-2-like
Exons: 6
Coding region: 247-1305 (352 amino acids)
Biological process (GO): response to bacterium
Source: RefSeq, a predicted model, not a curated record